This is a messenger RNA of Xiphias gladius (swordfish), 3494 nucleotides long. Its product is annotated as nuclear receptor subfamily 1 group D member 1-like. Lineage: Eukaryota; Metazoa; Chordata; Actinopteri; Istiophoriformes; Xiphiidae. The record is from RefSeq and is a predicted model, not a curated record. Gene Ontology annotation, molecular function: RNA polymerase II cis-regulatory region sequence-specific DNA binding; nuclear receptor activity; zinc ion binding. Gene Ontology annotation, biological process: positive regulation of transcription by RNA polymerase II; hormone-mediated signaling pathway; negative regulation of transcription by RNA polymerase II. The coding region runs from base 612 to 2342 and encodes 576 amino acids. The transcript is spliced from 8 exons.
UACACAUUAACAAACAGGCAGUUGAAGGGACACACAAAAGAGAAAAGGAAAAAAAAGCUGGUCACAUUUCUCAGGCACCUGAAAACGUGCUGGUUAUUUUAGGACGCGUGUUGCUUAUUGAUGAGUGGGGAGUGCUUCAUCUACUUCCACUCUCUGGUCAUGUUUUGAUGGUGACUGUACAUGGCAAGCAGCUGAAUGCUUUGGGACCUGUGUAAUUUAGAGAAACUCUAUACAGUGAUAUCUCACCACAGCUUGGCAUCAUAAGGUGUGCAGACGGAGAGCCGAGCAGCCCUGUGCAUCUGUUCACCUUGGAAAUUAUCUGGAUCAAUAACAGAUCUGCUUUAAUUUCCUUUUUAAUUUUUUUUUUUUUUAAAUAUUUCUUCCUUCCUUUAUUUUUUCUUUUUCUUGCCGGGUUUUCAGACCCCCAAUGCCCUGUGCACACUCCAGUUGGUCUGAGCUUUUGGAUACACUCUAUAUGCCUUGGCAGUUCAUGACUCUUUCACCUGUAUCAACGAAACUCCUCAGUGGCAAGCAGAGGCAGUCAGUCCAGCAUUAAACGCCCACGGUUAAACAGCACGGACCAACAGAGCAACAUCGAUCGACUGGGAAACAUGGAAAAUAGCCCUGGUGGUGGUGUUAUCUUGUACGCUGGCUCGUCUGGCAGUGCCAGCCCAAGUCCUGGCAGUCCUUCAAGUGGAUACCAGACCCAGUCGCCCUCCUCCCACUCGCAGCCCUCGUCCCCAGAGGGUGUCUCCUUUCAAGAGAUUGGGGCCCUGAGGCAGAGAGGGGAACAAGGGGGAGGAACUCCUUCCCCAAAAAUGGUCUUCCAGUUUCCUGAAGUAAACAAUGCUCCAGUUGCCCAAAUAACGACGAUAUCAUCGGCAACCUACAACCAUCCCACAGUGGCCAAAAGACCUUGUGGUUUCACUGGCACGUUCACCAAGACCGGAGGUAUGGUGCUUCUGUGUAAGGUGUGUGGAGACAUUGCAUCUGGGUUCCAUUAUGGUGUGCACGCCUGUGAGGGCUGCAAGGGUUUCUUCAGACGCAGCAUUCAGCAGAAUAUCCACUACAAGAUGUGUGUGAAGAAUGAAAACUGUCUCAUCAUGCGCAUGAACCGAAACCGGUGCCAGCACUGCCGCUUUAAGAAGUGUCUCUCCGUGGGCAUGUCCAGAGAUGCUGUGCGUUUUGGGCGUAUUCCUAAACGGGAGAAGCAGAGACUAUUGGAUGAGAUGCAGAGCUACAUGAACAGUCUCAAUGAAUCAGCUUCCAUGGAAAUAGAGGUGUCCCCUCCUCCCGAUGCCCCCUCCUGUCCACAGAACCAGACGAGUGAAGGCUCCAUAUCGCAGUCGUACCGCAGCAACUUAAUGAGCGGUGACGAGAAACCACUUAAGAUGGCUUCCCGCAACAGCAACGCCCGUACUUCCUCUUUCCAGAACAGUUCGGUACAGGAACCUGCUCUGACGCACCCCACAACCCACACGCAGCACACGGUUCAUGGGGAGCAGGCAAACCUGACAUCAAGCUACCAUGUCCCCACAAACUGCCCUGUUGCCCCCACCAACAAUGAAAACUCCACUAAUACUAACAUAGACAAUGCCAAGUACACCUUCUCCAAUCACAAUCAGUGCCCCAUCAGUGGCAGCCUAUCACCUCAGUCCUACCCAGCCAAUCAGAACAGUUUCCCAGCCAACGAUCCUCAGAACCAAAAUCCCUGUCCCUGGAAGUUGAAUGGAGGCGCCAAAGUGCUGGCAUGUCCGCUGAAUUCAUGUCCUGUGGCUCCGGCUAGUCGUUCCAGUCAGGAGGUGUGGGAGUCUUUCUCCCAGUGCUUCACCCCUGCUGUUAAAGAAGUAGUGGAGUUUGCAAAGAGCAUCCCAGGCUUCCAGACUCUUAGCCAGCACGAUCAGGUCAUGCUGCUCAAAUCUGGCACUUUCCAGGUUCUGAUGGUCAGGUUCUGCUCAUUGUUUGACCCCAAGGAGAGGACGGUGACCUUCCUCAAUGGGCAGACGUACUCACUCGCAUCAUUGAGGGCUCUUGGCAUGAGCUCCUUACUGGACGCCAUGUUUGAUUUCAGCGAGAAGCUAGGAUCUCUGGGCCUGGAGCCAGAUGAGAUGGCUCUUUUUAUGGCCGUCGUGCUUGUGUCAGCUGACCGCUCUGGUAUAGUAGAGGUGGGAGCAGUGGAGCUACUGCAAGAGAAUCUAAUAAAAGCCCUGCGCUCUCUCAUCACCAGUCGUCGCCCAGAUGACAGCACCCUCUUCCCAAAGUUGCUGCUUCGUCUGCCAGACCUGCGCACACUUAACAACCAGCACUCGGACAAGCUUUUAGCUUUCCGCAUUGAUCCCUGAAUUCAGAUGGCCUGCAGCUUACUGAGGUAUCUGCUUCGGGGAACCUCCUGGCUCCCCAUGCAAGCCUGGCCCGCCACAUACAGUACACUGGCCUCUGCAUGACGGACAGGUGUUGUGGGAGCUGUGCCAAGUCUGAUGCUGUGAGACAGUGGACUCGGAAAAAAUAUCAGUGAAGGAUGGAGGCACAGCAGGAGGUGGAAGCUCCUGAACUCAAGCUGAUCUCUCCUCCAGUUGCUUCCAGAUUUACAAAAAAAAAAAAAAUUAAAACAUAGUCUGUGUUCUUCCAUGGGUUCUUCGAGUCAACAUCAAACUACCACCUCAUCACCUCUCCCUCCCAGAGUUCGUCUCAGACAGCAUUUGUUCUGAAGACCAAAAAGAAAGAGAGGGCUUUUUGUCCCUCACGAGACUUUGUCCUCCUAUCCCGGCUUACAAAGCAAGCAAGAAGGAAGCACAUACUCUUGCCCAGAACAAAAGGAAUAUGUAAAAACAUUCACCAACAAUGAUUUCUUACUGUACAUCCAUGCUACAAGUGUAAAAUGCACUUUCCAUACAUUGAGAAACCUGUUACAUCAAUAUAUAAUAUAGCAAUAGAAAUGUCUAACACACAGUUUGGAGGACGGUUUGUGUUUGCCCUGUUGAAAUGACCUACGCUAUUUUCACAACAUGUCACCACGUGGGAAAUCUUUAUGAAAAUAACCCAUCUAUGAUUGAGAAAUUUACAACAUUUUCAAAAAAUGAGAGUAAGUUGCAUUGUAUUUGUAUGCGGUAAUCAGGGAGAAAUUAUCGGUCAUUUUAGACCGGGUCUGAUGGGUAAAAUGUUGAGGUGUUCUGUUGUAAAUUUUUGUAUAUAACCUUUAUUCUUGGUUCGUACCCUUGUUAGUUUGCAGAUUCGCGGACAUGUAAAUGAAGUUAGUAUUGAAAUUAUUGUAUGACGUCACACAUAAUAGAUUGCUCUACAGACUGCAGAGAAAGAGAAAGCAGCAUUUGAACCAUGCGCUCUGAGUAUAAACUUUUUAUCUGAAGAUAUAUAAUUGAAAUAAAUGUAUUGUCAACUGACUGCAUUGCCUUGUGAAUAUUUUGUAAAUGUUUACGGUUGAACCAUAGAGCACCAUUAUUAAAUAAUGUUAUAUAGCAUUUUCCCUUGAGCUCAUC